Messenger RNA from Papaver somniferum (opium poppy), 936 nucleotides. RefSeq names its product E3 ubiquitin-protein ligase RZFP34-like. The record is from RefSeq and is a predicted model, not a curated record. Gene Ontology annotation, molecular function: zinc ion binding; ubiquitin protein ligase activity. Gene Ontology annotation, biological process: ubiquitin-dependent protein catabolic process; protein ubiquitination. Bases 153 to 728 code for a protein of 191 amino acids. The transcript is spliced from 8 exons. NCBI's taxonomy places the organism in Eukaryota, Viridiplantae, Streptophyta, Magnoliopsida, Ranunculales, Papaveraceae. Gene Ontology annotation, cellular component: nucleus.
UUUACCUUUUCUUAUUCGAUCAAUUAAAAUCGCUCCCAAUUCGGUUUCUCUUGAUCUCGCCGUAACGUCGAUUCCGAGAAGAGGAGAAACAUUUGGAAGAAUUUCAAGGGAUUUUGAAGGUGGGGUUUUCUGGGUUAUUCUAGGUUGAAGAAAUGGAGUUGGAGUGUAAUUUCGGAAUACAGAGAUUGGAAUUGGUUGAAUCUCUAAACAUAGAGGAGGAUUCUGUAAUGGAAUCAGGAUAUGGGGAUUUCGGGUGCAGACAUUACAGAAGAAGAUGCAAGAUUAGGGCACCCUGUUGCGAUGAAAUCUUCGAUUGCAGGCAUUGCCACAAUGAAAAAAAGAAUUCAAUGGAAGUCGAUCCUCUUGAUCGUCAUGACGUACCUCGGCACAAGAUUGCGAAGGUUAUAUGCUCUUUAUGUGAUACAGAACAAGAUGUUCAACAGAAAUGUAGAAAUUGUGGGGUUUGUAUGGGGAAGUACUUCUGUACAAAAUGCAAGUUCUUCGACGACGAUGUUUCAAAGAACCAAUACCACUGUGAUGGUUGUGGGAUCUGCAGAACCGGAGGCGAGGAGAACUUCUACCAUUGUUAUAAAUGUGGUUUUCAUGCCCUGUUUGUUCAAAAUCCGUCGGUGAUAUGUCUAGUUUGUGGGAACAGCUUGAUGAAGAGGUGGCUUCUACACCGAUGCCCGAAAUCUAUCAGAACAAGAUGGUAUGCGUACAAUAUAUGAUGUUUGGUUUCUGAAAUUUGGUGGUUUGUCCUUGUAACAAUCAGGUUUGGAUCCUCUGCAACGACUGUGGGACAACUUCAGAGGUUCAUUUCCAUGUAGUGGCACAUAAAUGUUUAAGUUGCAAAUCAUACAAUGUUGGAUUCUUGCAACAAUAAAAGAAACGUCAGAUGUAUAUUAAACAAUAAAUAUAAAGAACCGUAUCAAACAA